This is a messenger RNA of Labeo rohita (rohu), 3689 nucleotides long. RefSeq names its product gastrula zinc finger protein XlCGF57.1. Gene Ontology annotation, molecular function: DNA-binding transcription factor activity, RNA polymerase II-specific; RNA polymerase II cis-regulatory region sequence-specific DNA binding. Bases 1719 to 3389 code for a protein of 556 amino acids. The record is from RefSeq and is a predicted model, not a curated record. The transcript is spliced from 4 exons. Lineage: Eukaryota; Metazoa; Chordata; Actinopteri; Cypriniformes; Cyprinidae. Gene Ontology annotation, biological process: regulation of transcription by RNA polymerase II. Gene Ontology annotation, cellular component: nucleus.
UAUACAGUUUAAAAAAAAAAUAAAAAAUACUGUAAGUCUAAUUUUUCAAAGAUCCCAAAGGCUAAAGCAGAAAAUGCUUGUGUACUGUCUGCACAGUAAAGAAGUCUCACCUGUAGUGAAUAAUUAAAAAGUAAUGCAAGUAGGGAUGCUCAUUUCGCUUAAGUUUCCUGAAUGACAACCGUUGCUUGUACGUGAACCGUUAACUGAUAAAACUAGAAUAAUAAAUUAGAAUUAAAUAAAAAAUAGAGUCUGUGAUGACACAAAAAACAGAAACAAAUAUUUUAUUUUAAAGUGCAAACAGGGCAGCAACAAAACCUGGAUUCAUACAUCCUUAAAUUAUCACACAGCAGCAGUGCUUCUGAGAACAGAGAAAAUCUAGAUAGACUGGAAGCGCUGCCUGCUAAACUGUUAGACCCGCGGCAAAAAAACCAUCACAAAAAUCCUGUCAAUUUGCGGUUUGGGACUUUUCAUCCAGUAGUCUUAUGUUUCUAUCCACAGCAUGUUUUUGCAGCAUUGAGCAAAAGCCAAUCACAGACAUACUUGUUGAUUUCAUUAACACAUUGGCCAAUCAGAGGCACUCAAGUUACAAUCCUGUCACCACCCAAAAUUCCGGUGUUCAGUUCUGCUGAGUUCUACAAGUUUCUCACUCGUCAAAACAAGUGUAGACAUGACGUAAAUAAGAGAUCAAUUGCGCAGUUAACUACAUCAGUUAACUUAGUGAAGGUUGUUAGAUUUUGCUGUAUUUGAGCAGUGGUUUGGGUGGCUCACCAAUGUAUUAGAUUUUCCUAAUACGUAAAAUAAGUAAGCUUGACCAGAGUUCUUGUGGGGAGAAGAAUUUAUUGAAGGUAGAAGUGUAGCAGGUCUUCAACAGCGAUGUUAGCUUGUCGGUCUUUAAGAAUCUUAACCCGUUUAAGGAUCCUAAGCUUCUUCCUACUUCUUUCAAAGUUCUCCAUAGCUUCUGCAUAGCUUCUCUAUAAGACACUGAGGAUGUGAUUUUGGUCACGUUUGUUCUGCUGGUUUCAUCAGUCAGUGGGAUUUCAGAAGCUUCAAAACCAUCAUCAAAUAAUGUCAUGAACCUUCUGAAACUCCGGCUCCAAUGAAUGAUGUUGUAUGGACAGAAACCAGCAGGACACACUUGACCAAAAUCACCUUAUGUGUUCAGAAAAAAACAAAAAAUAGGCACAAAUAUUGGACAGUGUGGAGGCGAGUAAAUAAUGACUGAAUUUAUGUUUGGAUGAACUAACCAUUUAAACCCCCAAACAGAAAUUGUAUGACAUGUAAGCAAGCAUUUUCAUUAUAGUAGUACCUUGAAGAAAUAAACUGUAAGAAAUGGGCAGCUUUAUUGUGUGUUUGUGCCCAAGACAAAAAAUAAAAAUAAAAAAUGUACAAAAAUAACAUUUACAUUUAUGCAUUUGGCAAAUGUUUUCAUGCAAAGUGACUUACAGUGCUCUUAUUACAGGGAGCCAAGCAAAGACAGGUGAAGGUGGGCACGGUGGUCAGGAUAAAGCUGCAGAAUUAGCACAGCAGGAUAUGAGAUCUUCAAGCAGUUUAUCGACAUCUCCUUUGUGCAGAUAUUGCAAACAUUGCAAACAUGGAUGAAAACAUGCUAGCAAUUCACCUACAGUUCAGCGUUUUCAAAGCGGUUUACCAAUGAAUGCUGGAAUGUUCCCAAUAGCCUGAAAGUGAAGAAGAUAAAGUUUGAGAGAAAAACUGAAAACAUGAAUGAUCCAGAGUACUGCGGAAUAAAACAGGAAGAUAUUGAACAACAAAUAGACCUGAUAGCAGAGAACAGGAAGAUUAAAGAACUCGUUGAAGCGGGGAAGAAACAUCAGGUCAAAACUGAAGAGAUAUCUUGGAGUUCCUCAUUGAAAAAUGAUAAUAUAUGUUUCACUUGCUCUCACUGUGGAAAGAGUUUCUCAUGCAAGCAAGAUCUUGGCCUUGACGUAAUAUUUCUUCAAGGAGGUAAGCCAUAUGCAUGUGAUAAGUGUGAGAAGAUUUUCAGAAUAAAAGGAAAUCUUGUUGAACACAUGAACAUUCACACAGAGAAGCCACACACAUGUGAUCGAUGUGGGAAGAGUUUCCCACAAAAACAAAACCUUGAUGAACAUAAGAAAAUCCACAUUCUGCCACUGCCAUACGAAUGUGAUCAAUGUGGGAGGAGUUUCCCAUAUAAAGGAAACCUGGACAAACACAUGAGGGUCCACACUGGAGAAAAGCCACACACAUGUGAUCAAUGUGGGAAGAGAUUCCCAUAUAAAGGAAACCUGUAUAAACACAUGAAGAUCCACACUGGAGAAAAGCCACACAUGUGUGAUCAAUGUGGGAAGAGUUUUGCACAAAAAGGAAACCUUAAAGUACACAUGAAAAUCCACACUGGAGAAAAGCCAUACAUAUGUGAUCAGUGCGGGAAGAGUUUCGCACACAAAGGAAACCUUAGUGUACACAAGAAAAUCCACACUGGAGAGAAACCAUAUGCAUGUGAUCAAUGUGGAAAGUGUUUCAUAGAAAAAGUGUCCUUUAAUGAUCAUAUGAAAAUCCACACUGGAGAAAAGCCACACGCUUGUGAUCAGUGUGGGAAGAAAUUCACACAAGAAAGAAACCUUAAGAGACACAUGAAUGUCCACACUGGGGAGAGGCUAUUCACAUGUGAUCAGUGUGGGAAGAGAUUCACACUUAAAGCUAAUCUUAAAGCACACAUGAAGAUCCACACUGGAGAGAAGCCACACACAUGUGAUCAAUGUGGGAAGAGUUUCAUACAUAAAACAAGCCUUAACGAACACAUGACAAUUCACACAGGAGAGAAACCGCACACAUGUGAUCAAUGUGGGAAGAGUUAUACACAAAAAGGAGCCCUUAAAGAACACAUGAAAAUCCACACUGGAGAAAAGCCACACACAUGUGAUCAAUGCGGGAAGAGUUUCAGAAAAUCCGCCGUUUUUAAAGUACAUCUGCUUACUCAUUCUAGAGAAAGGUUAUAUAGCUGUGAUCAAUGCGAUAAAAAGUUUUUUAGGCCAGAUUUCCUGAAAGAUCACAGAAGAGUUCAUACAAAGGAGAAGCCUUACGUAUGUUCUUUGUGUGGAAAGAGUUUUAGUCAGAUGGGUACUUUAAAAGUACACCAGAAAAGACACAGUGGUGUGAAGGAUCAUGUUUGCUCUGAAUGUGGUAAGGCUUUUUUUACGGAUGGUGCACUGAAAGUGCACAGGGCAGUUCACACUGGAGAAAAACCUUACAAGUGUUCACACUGUGACAAGAGCUUCAAACGCUCUGAAUAUCUGAGAAUACAUGAAAGGAUCCACACUGGAGAGAAGCCGUAUCACUGCCAUUCAUGUGGGAAGAGUUUUGCUCAUUGUUCUGCUUUAACCAGUCAUAAAAAAAAAAUGCAUGUCUGAACUUAGUAGUAGUUCAAGUUCUGAACUGUAAGACUGCAUAAAACAAUUAUAUUGAUACUUGAUUAAUCAAAGAUUAUUAGAACAAUUACUGAACUGACUGCUGAUUAUUUCAGAUGAAUAUUUUUGUAUUAGUCAUUUUAUUGUUUGUUCAUUAUACAGGUAUUAUUCAUAACAGGUUUUCCCCCAGGCCAUAUCUUACCUGAACAACACAUAACACACUUCAGUACUGUACAUCAGUAAAGAGCACAUAUACACAUUCACAGUUCUGUCAAUGGACAUUUUGCCUUUAUUUUGCCAAUA